Rhodofomes roseus is the source of this 528-nucleotide messenger RNA. RefSeq lists its product as uncharacterized. The transcript has a single exon. Lineage: Eukaryota; Fungi; Basidiomycota; Agaricomycetes; Polyporales; Fomitopsidaceae. Bases 1 to 528 code for a protein of 175 amino acids. The record is from RefSeq and is a predicted model, not a curated record.
AUGACGGCGAUAUCCCUCGAACUCGAACCUGACUCUCUCUAUAUCUGCCUCACCCAACUUCUUGUCCCCGGUUUCCACUGGGGCCUCUACUUCACCGACAAUCGCGGGGUUGCCACUUGCCACGAGUGGGCCGAAGUCCAAGGCCGCCGUGAUCUCACACAACCCGUGGAGGCAUACCAAGUGGCACUCAUCCACCCCGUCACAGUCAACGACGCCCAGAACAGACUGAACCUCGCGUUCGUCAAGGUCCUCGGCUAUUCGCCGCCCUCCUCGCAGUACGACCUGCAGGCGCGCUUUGCCGCCAUUGAGCCCAGUGGCGGUUACAGCGACGUCCGCCGGAACCGGAAGAGCGGCCUCAGCUGCAGGACGUGGCUCAUGCGUGCGCUCGGACUCCUCCAGGAGGAUGGAGUCAUUCGACGGGACACGCCGGUGUCGAACAUCGAAGGCGCGGUGAAGGAGAUCGGCACAGAAGUGGAGAAACGCCUUGGCGAAGGGGAGGAUCUGGACACGCAGAUCAGGACUGUUUGA